Messenger RNA from Temnothorax curvispinosus, 5388 nucleotides. It is a transcript of the gene Oseg4, whose product is annotated as WD repeat-containing protein 35. The transcript has 3 exons. Bases 237 to 3788 code for a protein of 1183 amino acids. Gene Ontology annotation, biological process: protein localization to cilium; intraciliary retrograde transport; non-motile cilium assembly. Gene Ontology annotation, cellular component: intraciliary transport particle A; non-motile cilium. Gene Ontology annotation, molecular function: protein binding. The record is from RefSeq and is a predicted model, not a curated record. NCBI's taxonomy places the organism in Eukaryota, Metazoa, Arthropoda, Insecta, Hymenoptera, Formicidae.
CGCCUUUACGCGAACGAAAUGCGAACGUUGAACUACAUCGCCAUGUCCACAAAUAUUUACAAGAGAAAUGGACAUUAGCGGCUGCGGAUUCUGAAAGAAGGAAAAUGCAUCAAGCGAGUCUCACCGCAACUUUUAGAUGGCGCACAGUUUCUCGUUGCUAUGCACGUCGCUCUCGUUGCUAAGAGCUUUACGUCAGUUCUGCGAAAGAUCUCCAGGGAGGCUGACAUAAACCAGCAAUGUUCGUUUAUCUGAGCAAGAAGAUCUCCAUACCGAACAACUAUCGAUUAAACUGCAUAGCAUGGAAUCAGAAGGACGGGUAUAUUGCAGUGGGAGGAGAGGAUGGUCUUUUGAAGGUGUUACGAGUAGACUCCAAUGUCAGCGGAUCGCACAGCGGCGGAAAGUCCCGAGGCUUGGCUGCGGCGAGCAAUCUGAGCAUGAAUCAGCCUCUGGAGGGUCACAACGGACACGUUCAAGUAGUGACGUGGAACGAGGAGCAUCAGAAGCUGACCUCGAGCGAUCAGAACGGAGUUAUUAUCGUUUGGAUGCUGUACAAGGGCUCGUGGUACGAAGAAAUGAUAAACAAUCGCAACAAGUCUGUGGUGAGAGGCAUGGCGUGGAGCUGCGACGGCCAGAAGAUAUGCAUAGUCUACGAGGACGGAGCUGUGAUCGUCGGAUCUGUCGACGGCAACAGAAUCUGGGGUAAGGAAUUGAAAAACGUGUCUCUCUCUGCCGUACAGUGGUCUCCAGAUGGAAAAUUUCUUCUGUUCGGUUUGAAAAGUGGAGAGCUUCAUCUCUACAACAAUCAAGGCACAUUCCUGAUGAAACUAAACAUCCCCUCGCUGAAUACUUCCCUUCACCAAACUAUAGUGGCCCUACAGUGGUACGAUGGAAGAAACGGCUACGUCGCCAUGGAUUGUCCUACUCUAGCUAUCUGUUAUCGCAACGGUAGGAUACUGUUGAUGCGGGACACCAGCGACGACAAUCCGGUCAUGAUGGAAACCGGGUUGACUGCCUCGUGGUGCGACUGGAAUAGUUGCGGCUCGGUCUUGGCGGUGACGGGCAUGAUGCCGUUGCUCACUAACGGGGAAACGAAGGACAUGAACGUUAUACAGUUUUACACGCCAUUCGGCGAGCACAUGAGGACCCUGAAGAUACCCGGACGGGAGGUAACGUGUUGUACCUGGGAGAAAGGGUCCCUCCGGGUCGCCCUGUCCGUCGACUCUCACAUAUACUUUGCGAACAUCCGUCUGGACUACAAAUGGACGUACUUCAGCAACACGGUCGUCUUCACAAACGAGAAGGUUGGCAAGGACGGUACCUGCGUGACGUUCUGGAACACGAGUAGCAACACAUGUUGCACCAAGUACGUGAGAUCUUUGAUAUCGAUAGCCUCGUGCGGGGAGCACUGCGUGCUCUCCGUGAGGAACGAUCCCGCUCAGGUCACCGAGCAGUUCGCCCUCCUCGUUUGCAACACCAUCGCCACGCCGAUAGACUCCAAGUUCCUGGAUCUGGAGCCGUUGUACCUCACCAUAACCGCCAACAUGGUCGUGGCUGCGUCGAAGAACAAUUUCCUAGUGUGGAACUUCCGCGCGCCACGCAACUCGACGCUGCACCCGAGCAGGAUGCGCAAGUACAAGAUCUAUCACGUGGACGAGACGCCGACCGGCGUGACCGAAGUUAUCCAGGACUUGGAUAAGGACGGCUCGUUCGAAACCCCCAUUAGCACGAAGGCCACCAUGGAUCCGAUCUGCUGCGUCUACGCCACCGACAAGGUUCUCUUGGUCGGUCGGGACUCGGGGAUGAUUCAGCGGUACUCUCUGCCACAGAUAACGCUCGUCAACCGAUACAAUACCGCGUGCAGACUACAUAGACUCGCUAUUAACUGCGACUCCACGCGCGUUUCUAUCCUGGACGCCAACGGUAUUCUCACUAUGCUGGAUCUGGAUUCGCAAAAGGCGCCCGAUUCGCGAGACACGGACACGAGCGAGGAUAUAACCAAGUUUGAGAGGAAGGAUGUGUGGGCCAUGUGCUGGGCACGGGAUAAUCCCUCACUCCUGGCGAUCAUGGAGAAAACCAGGAUGUACGUUCUGAGAGGACUAGACCCCGAGGAGCCUAUAGCUUGCUCUGGAUAUAUUUGCUCGUUUCAGGACUUGGAGAUACGCUGCGUUCUGUUGGACGAUCUGAUGCUGAUGUCCGACGACAUGCGAAAGGACUUGAUCGUGGACUUGGAAGUAAAAUCUUUGAGAGACACAAGAGAGCUGCUGGCCAAGGUGGGUCUGAAGGAGACCAACAAUUUCAUCCAAGACAAUCCGCAUCCGCGUCUCUGGCGUUUAUUGGCCGAGUCGGCGUUGACGAAGCUGGACUUGGAAACGGCGGAGAACGCUAUGGUGCGCUGCACGGAUUACCUGGGUAUACAGUUUAUCAAGCGUCUACAGAACGUGCACAACGAUCAGCUGAAGAAGGCGGAGGUCGCGGCGUUCCUCGGCAAUUACGACGAGGCCGAGAAACUUUAUCUGGACAUGGACAGGAGAGACCUGGCGGUCGCGCUACGCCAAAAGCUGGGCGACUACUUUCGGGUCGUGCAGCUGAUGAAGAUGGGCAUUGGCGGCUCGGACAAGCAAAUGGAGCACGCGUAUAACAAGAUCGGCGAUCAUUUCGCCGAGAGACAGAACUGGGAGAACGCGAAGGAGUAUUACGAGAAAGGUAGAAACUUGGAGAGACUCAUUCAGUGCUACUACAAACUGGAAGAUUUUGUUCAGCUGGCGGCAACCGUGGAUCAGCUGCCGGACAAGAGUCCGAUUUUGAAGACUGUGGCGCGGAUGCUGGCUUCGGUGGGAAUGUGCCCGCAGGCGGUUGCGGCUUACAUCAAAUACGGAGACGUAAAGUUAGCCGUGGAUACGUGCGUGCGUCUGAAUCACUGGGACCAAGCCGUCGACUUAGCGAAGACUUACAAGAUGGCACAAAUCGGCGAAUUGCUGAGCAAGUACGCCAAUCAUCUGUUAUCGAACGGCAAGCGUCUACAGGCGAUCGAAUUGUACAAGAAGGCCAACUAUAAUCUGGAAGCGGCUAAAUUGUUGCUUCGCCUCGCCGAGGAGCAAGCCAGGUCCAAGUCGCAUCCCCUGCGCGUGAAGAAGAUAUAUGUUCUCGCGGCCCUGCUGAUCGAGGACCACAUCAACAGCGUUCCGGCGAUAAAAGGCGGCCGCAGUAACGUCGUCAUGGGUCUUUCUGAAAGCAACGAAGAUACCAGGAUCAUAGAAAACGCCUGGCGGGGCGCCGAGGCGUAUCACUUCCUUUUGCUCGCGCAUAGACAGUUAUACGACGGCAGUUUUGAUGCCGCGAUGAAGACCGCCCUGCGACUGAGAGAUUAUGAGGAUAUCCUGGAAGUAGAGGACAUCUAUUGUCUGUUGGCGCUAUCGAGCGCCGUUAAUCACGCGUUCGCCACCUGCUCGAAGGCCUUCAUAAAAUUGGAAGGACUCGAGACGAUCUCGGAGGCCAAGAAAGAGGAAUAUGAGGAACUGGCGGUGGACAUCUUCACGAAGCACACCCCGAAGGACUCCCGCAACAACAAGGCGGAAUGCGUCAACUGCGAGACUCUGGUGCCCGACUGGUGUAUCACGUGCCCGAAUUGCUCGACCAGAUUCCCGGCUUGCAUCGUCUCGGGCAAACCGCUCAUGGACCUUAGCAUCGCGUGGAUCUGCACCGUUUGCCGACAUCACGUCGCAACGGAACGCGACGUUGUUAACAUAAACGCCUGCCCCUUGUGUCACAGCACCGUCACGUAUAUGUAGGCUAAUUCGAAUAAUUUCGCAAUCCGUCCAUUUUUUUAUUUGCCAAUAUUUUACACAGAUAAACAGCGAGCUUUUGUAUUUUGAUAACUGUGAUGCAAUGAGAAGAAAACAAUUGGGACAUUUCGGUUUUAUUCCGAAAAACGAAAAAUCGACAUUAAAUCUAUUACAUUUGUUGGCCUCCAUAAUCGGUAUACGAAUCGAGUAUCAAUUAAUUAUGAAAGAUAAUUUAAAAUGAGUUAAAUAAUUAACAGAGUGCCGUUAUUUUCGUGUUUUAAUAUUGAAUAAUAUUGGAUUAAUCCUGGAACAGGAAUUAUUGAGCUCAAUUUUAAAAGUAUUUUUAAAAGCAUGUGAAUUUUUCCUUUUGUGCGGGCUGAUAUAUUUUUUAAAACUUCGGGUAUAAAUAGGAUUUUCAUCAGCUUUUAACGAUGAAUAUUCGUUUUAUUUUUUUACGCUUUAUUUUUUCUGCAUGUCGGUGAUAUCGUACUUGAUAUCGGAUGCCAGAUCGUAUCAAUCAGCAAUAGGUUUUUAUUGAAAUAAAACAACACGCGGAUCGAUAGAAAACUCGGUACACCGUUUUACGUUAAAGCGAGUAUCUCCCGACUCAGUGGCAAAAUGCAAUCUAACGAGAAUCUAAUUUCAACGGUUUGCCAUUGCAUAUGCAUUACCGACAUUGUGGCUGUGCGCACCUGCUAUUCCGUCCGGAACGUAAUGAGCCUUUAACGAGUGCGAUCUCGUAUUAGUUUUGUCGUGCUUUCAAAGUUUAUGCAAGUGCGAAUACCAUUGUCGCGUAUAGUUUUGAUAUCGCAAUUAUGCAGCCAGCGGUUUUUAUUGUAGACUUGAUAAUUGAAUAACGCAGUUCUGCAAUGCGGAACCAACUCCAAAACCUCUUAUUCUGUUAUAAGAGCAGAAUUUCGCGUAACAAAAGUAAAAUUCUGCACCAACGUUAUCUCAAAUAUAAUGAACUAUAAUUCUCAUCAAUAACAAUUUCAUUGCGUUUUUAGAAAAUUUUCUACCCACAAUAUAGAACAAAAAUCAAUAUAAUCAGAACUAAAACACACGGAAAUGGCGCUUGAUUCCUUAUUGCAUAACUGCAUUCAAUUGAUAUCUCGUUAGCGAGAUCAUAUCGUUUUUGUAUGCUGUUAUCUCUUCUUGUUAACAAUGAUAAUCAAUUAUUAAUUAUAAAUUGAUAUAAAAAUAAUGAUAAAUUAUAUAUUUAUAUAGAGAUAAACAAAGAGAUGUAAUUAUUAUGACGCAGAUAUUCGAUAUCGAAGUAGAAACUCGUUGAUCUCUGAUUUCUUGCAAAUGUAUUGUAGAAAUAGCGAAUAUAUGAUUGUUUACGUAAUUUGAUAUAUUCUAAUUUGAUAAAAAUAUAAUAUAAUUUGAUAACAAUCUUAUACAACAAGAUAAACGAUUUCUUUCGUCUUUUAAUAUUUCGUGAUGGAAUUUUUAUUUAAGUCUUGCUCCUAAACCGUCCACUAUAAAUUAGUUUGAUCUAUACUUAUAUUUUACUUGCAGAUAUAUCUGAAUAGUAUUAAGCUAUUGUUAAGAAAGAAAAGGGAGAGAAAAGGAGAGAGAGAGAGAGAGAGAGAGAGAGAGAGAG